Messenger RNA from Salvia splendens (bonfire salvia), 1583 nucleotides. RefSeq names its product eukaryotic initiation factor 4A-13-like. The record is from RefSeq and is a predicted model, not a curated record. Gene Ontology annotation, molecular function: ATP binding; nucleic acid binding; RNA helicase activity. NCBI's taxonomy places the organism in Eukaryota, Viridiplantae, Streptophyta, Magnoliopsida, Lamiales, Lamiaceae. The transcript is spliced from 3 exons. The coding region runs from base 185 to 655 and encodes 156 amino acids.
UGUGAUUUCAUUUUCAGCUCUUCAUUAGAAUAAUUGUGUUGGUAGAAAACGUGAUGAAUAAUGAUUAUGUUUAGCAGUUUUACUUCGGUUCCAGUAGAUAUAGAUGAGUUGAUAUCUCCAUUGAUGCUUCAGUUAUAUGCUAUUCAAUUGGAGACUAGUUUGCUGAGUGAUAUACUGUAUACAUAUGAUAUCAUGUGAUUGUUUUAUGAAUUUUUCUGUGGUUUUCGCAGCCAUGGCUGGAACGGCAUCUGAAGGUUCUCAUAUUGAUGGUUGUAAUGAGCUACUCGGAGCUGAUGGCGGUGAAGAACUCUUCGCUAGUUAUGAUGAGGUUUACGGCAGUUUCGAGGCUAUGGUGCUGCAGGAAAAACUGCUCAGCGGAAUCCACGCCUAUGGUUUUGAGAAGCCCCCUGCAAUUCAGCAGAGAGGGGUUGUUCCUUUCUGCAAGGGGCUUGAUGUGAUUCAGCAAGCUCAAUCCGGGACUGGGAAAACGGUAACUUUCUGCUCUGGAAUUCUGCAGCAGCUGGACUACGAUGUGGUUAAGUGCCAGCCGUUGGUUCUGGCUCCCACUCGCGAGCUGGCUUGGCAGAUUGAGAAGGUCAUGAGAGAAGGCAGUCACUGUGCCCUGAUCACAUCAAAAUGUUUGUUUUGGACGUAGCAGAUGAAAUGCUUUCCUUGGGGUUCAAGGAUCAGGCCUGCUUUGUAUUCGACGAUUCUACCAAGCAGAUACAUUAGCAUAAAAUAUAAAUGCACUCCAUUUUUUUAUACUGUACUUGAUUCCAUAGUUGAUUCUCUCGUUAGGCAAUUCAGCAGAGAGUACCUGCAUCGUCUUGGACGAAGUGGGCGGCUUGGGAGGAAGGGCGUGCCGUAAACUUUGUUAUUAACGAUGACAAACACCUGCUUUCCGACAUAAAGAAGUUCUACAAUGUCGAAAUUGAGGAUUUUCCAGGUACCAUUGCACACCUUUUGUACUUGAGUUAUGAGGUCUAAGGCUACUGCCCCUUGUUUCAGGUUAGUUCCAAUCUUAUUUCAUAAGCUAGUUUAUAUGUGUAACGAACCAUCGAUGGGGGCUAUGUUCAAACUACUGUUUCACAGUUUAUUGGGUUUUGCUAUGAUAAGGUUAAGGUGUUUUGGUGAGUCUCUGGAGUUGGAAUUCUGAGAUUCUGUGUUCUGGAUUUUAUGGCCGUCCAAUGCUAAUUGCUAUUUUAGUCUCUCCCUCAUUCAGUAUGAGACGAUCUUCGCUUGUCAUCAUGUUAUUUUUCGCUCGUCCACUUACAUACCGGUUCUAGUUACUAACACGAACAAGGACGUUUUGGGAGCCGGGGAACGGGUCUUUUCCCAUCCUUCCCUCGAUUAACCCGUUGUUCGGCUUUAGGGUUUAGGGAAAAUCAGGACAAAAUGGAGUUUAGUGUGUGACCCUACAGUGCUAUAGUUGAGUGACUUGAGUCACUAUAAAUUUUGGAGACCUAUAACUUUGGUUAGGCUUUCUGUCAAAUUUUGUACCAGUAUUUCUGGAUUUUUCCAACCAAACAAUGAUUUUUUGGUUGGAUGAUAUGCAAAUUGCUAACGGACUUUUAGGAUAAAAA